AUGGCACCAAGAUACAGCCGUGCUAAGGGCAAGGUUCUUCCUGUUGUAAUAGAUAUCACGCUCAACCUCCCCCAUGAAACUCAUGUUGUUCUCAAGGGGAUAUCAACUGAUAAAAUAAUUGACGUUCGUCGGCUUCUAUCAGUGAAUAUAGAGACUUGUCAUACCACCAAUUUUUCCCUAUUGCAUGAGGUGAGAGGGCCGCAGUUGAAGGAUACGGUGGACGUGUUCGCACUGAAGCCAUGCGUCCUCACUUUAAUAGAAGAGGAUUAUGACGAAGAUGGAGCAGUGGCCCACGUCAGAUGGCUACUGGACAUCGUGGCCUGCACGACGUACUUCGGCCACGCGUCGGCGGGGACGAAUGCAAAAUCUCAGGCGCCGCCGUCCGCGACGGCAGCGGUUGACGGAGACAGUGAGAUAAGCCACUCAUGCCCUAGGCUGGGGAGCUUCUACGAGUUUUUCUCUCUUUCACAUCUCAUUCCUCCUUUGCAAUAUAUCAAGAAAACAGUGAGACGGCGAGUUCCGGAGAUAUCAGAGGCGGAUCAUCACUUCUCCUUUGAUGUGAAGUUAUGUAACGGGAAAGUGGUGCACGUUGAAGCUUGCAGAAAGGGAUUUUACAGUAUUGGAAAGCAGAAGAUAUUUAGUCAUAACCUUGUUGAUUUGUUAAGACGGCUUAGUAGAGCUUUUGAUACUGCUUAUGAUGAUCUAUUGAAAGCAUUUUCAGAACGUAACAAGUUUGGGAAUCCCCCUUAUGGCUUCAGAGCCAACACAUGGCUUGUUCCUCCUGCAACGGCGCAAUCACCAUCAGUUUUCUUUCCCCUUCCUGUGGAGGAUGAAAAUUGGGGAGGAAAUAGUGGCGGUCUAGGAAGGGAUGGGAAGUUUGAUUUGAUUCCUUGGGCCAAUGAGUUUUCGUUUAUUGCAUCUAUGCCUUGUAAAACAGCAGAAGAAAGGCAAAUUCGUGAUAGAAAAGCAUUCCUUCUCCACACCUUAUUCGUUGAUGUUGCCAUUUUGAGAGCUAUUAGGGCUGUUAAACAUGUAAUGGGAGAGUCACAUUUAUGCAGCUCUGUUACAGAAAAUAAUAUUCUUUACACCGACAGAGUAGGUGACUUGACUAUCAGAGUCUUGAAAGAUACUUCUGUUGCUAGCUGUAAGGUUGAUUCGAAAAUUGAUGGAGUUGAAAUUACUGGAAUAAAUAAAAAGGAUCUAAUAGAGCGAAAUCUACUGAAAGGAAUUACUGCGGAUGAGAAUACUGCUGCCCACGACAUUACCACGUUAGGUGUUGUUGUUGUAAGAUAUUGUGGUUAUGUGGUUUCUGUGAAAGUUGACAGGGGAGAAAAUGAAAAUAACAACUCUUCAUCUUAUCAAAGUAUUGAAUUGUUUGAUCAGUCAGACGGUGGUGCCAAUGCACUCAACAUUAAUAGUUUGAGACUACUUCUCAACUCAGCACAGUCGGAGAAGAAUAGACUCACUCAGAUGCAAAUGCCUGAGAGUGAAGAGCUUGAAGUUUCUCAAGCUUUUGUGGAGAGGCUUAUUGAAGAAAGCCUUUCUAAGCUCGAAGAAGAGGAACCUAGUUUGGACAAUUUCAUAAGAUGGGAACUGGGAGCAUGCUGGAUACAACAUUUGCAAGACCACAACAAUAUUGAAAAGGAUAAAAAACCAUUGUUGGAUAAGGCUAAGAAUGAAAUGAAAGUUGAGGGGCUAGGGAAACCCUUUAAAGCCCUAAAGAAUAAUAAAAAUAAAUCUGAUCUAAGUAGUGUGAAACUGUCAUCUGAAAAUUCCAAAUCUCAUCAGGCAUGUGUUUAUGGAGAGCCUGAAAGUGCUUCAGUGCCCUCAGUAGAAUCAAAACAUGAAACAGCUACAGCAGAAAAUGAGCUUGUGCUAAAGGGUUUGUUAUCUGGAGCAGCUUUUACCCGGUUAAAAGAUUCAGGAACUGGACUUCAUUGCAAGGUAGCAGAUUUUGGCUCGUUGGAACUCUCUCCUGUUGAUGGACGCACGUUAACUGAUUUUAUGCAUACUAGGGGUCUACGAAUGCGAUCUCUUGGACAUGUUGUCAAACUUUCCGAAAAAUUCUCACAUGUACAAUCACUUUGUAUUAUUGAGAUGAUAGUUCGAGCUUUCAAGCACAUCCUGCAGGCAGUGAUUGCUGUUAUUGACAAGGAGAAAAUGGCUACAUCCAUUGCUGCUGCAUUGAAUUUGCUGCUUGGUGUUCCUGAAAAUAGAGAAUCAGAUAAGUCAUGCAAAAUCCACCCCCUUGUAUGGAAAUGGCUAGAGGUAUUUUUGAGGAAGAGAUUCGAUUGGGAUCUUAGCAGCUUGAAUUACAGUGAUGUGAGGAAGUUUGCAAUUUUGCGUGGCUUAUGUCAUAAGGUACUGGAAGUUGGCAUUGAGAUUGUUCCAAGGGAUCUUGAUAUGGAUUCUCCAAUUCCCUUCCACAAAUCUGAUAUUGUCAGCUUGGUCCCAGUUCACAAGCAAGCAGCAUACUCAUCCGCAGAUGGAAGGCAGCUCUUAGAGUCAUCAAAAACAGCUUUAGACAAGGGAAAGCUAGAAGAUGCAGUCACCUAUGGAACAAAGGCUCUUUCCAGGCUUGUAGCAGUUUGUGGCCCCUAUAAUCGGAUGACAGCAGGAGCAUACAGCUUACUUGCUGUAGUCUUAUAUCACACGGGAGACUUCAAUCAGGCUACAAUUUAUCAACAAAAAGCUCUGGAUAUUAAUGAGAGAGAGCUGGGUCUGGAUCAUCCAGAUACUAUGAAGAGUUAUGGGGAUCUUGCUGUUUUCUACUACAGACUGCAACACACAGAGCUGGCUCUGAAGUAUGUAAAGCGUGCUUUAUAUCUUCUGCAUCUAACAUGUGGCCCAUCUCAUCCAAACACUGCCGCAACAUACAUUAACGUGGCUAUGAUGGAGGAAGGUCUUGGAAAUGUACAUGUUGCUCUUAGAUAUCUUCACAAAGCUCUAAAGUGCAACCAAAGAUUACUUGGUCCAGAUCAUAUCCAGACGGCUGCAAGUUAUCAUGCAAUAGCAAUAGCUCUCUCAUUGAUGGAAGGAUAUCCUUUGAGUGUGCAGCAUGAGCAAACAACAUUGCAAAUUCUACGGGCAAAACUUGGCCCAGAUGACUUGCGAACUCAGGAUGCUGCUGCUUGGCUUGAGUAUUUUGAGUCCAAGGCUUUUGAACAGCAAGAAGCUGCGGGAAAUGGUACUCAAAAGCCAGAUACAUCAAUCGCUAGCAAAGGCCACCUAAGUGUGUCAGAUUUGCUUGACUACAUUAGUCCAAGUCACGAUCCCAAAGGGAGAGAUAUUGCAGUAAGGAGAAGAAGUCAGAUAACUAAGAUGAGGAUGGAAUCUUGCCAGAACAUUGGCUCCACAAGUUCUGACGAAUCAUGGAAAGAAACUCCAAGAGAGACUUCUGGUGAAGUAAUAGUAAUACCUGGGCCAAGUGUUGAUGUUGAUACUGAGCUGGAGACCAACUCAGCACCGGAUUCCGAACAGCGCAUUUUAGAAAAGACUUCUCAUGGAAAACAAGUUUCUGUUGAGCUCUUGUCUGAAGCACAUGCUGAUGGUGAGGAUGGAUGGCAACCAGUUCAACGGCCAAGAUCAUCUGGUUCAUAUGGUCAGCGACUGAAGCAGAGACGAGCAACAAUUGGCAAAGCUUAUUAUCAGAAAAAGAAUGUGGAAUCUAGCGUAGACUAUCCUUAUGCGAAGAGUAGUGAUCAGAACAGUAGAUAUUAUAUUUUCAAGAAAAGAACAAUAUCCCAUGGGGUUUACGCAGAUGAUAAUACUGUAAACAUGUCCCAAGUUACUAAAUUUGGAAGGAAAGUGGUGAAAGCUGUUACAUACAGGGUGAAGUCCAUGUCUGCAUCUGAGAAGAUUACUGUGAGGGAUCCGUCAGAAAUUGGUGACAGACUAAUCAAUUCUUAUUCACAACAUGGUUCAGUUUCAGCACCGAAUGAUAAUGGUACCGUAAAGACUUCUAUAGUUAGUAUUGGGAAAUCUCCUUCAUACAAAGAAGUGGCAGUGGCUCCUCCUGGGACAAUAUCCAAGUUGCAAGUCUAUAAUACUCAAAGUGACAUUCUUGGUUUUGGCGUGGGCAAACAUGAAGAGGAAGAUUUUAAAGUACGUGCAAAUUCCAACCCAACCCUGGAAGAGGUAAAAAAUACGUUAAAAGAGAAGGACAAAAAUUCUUUGUCAAAUUCUUUACAUGGUUCAAAUCAUACUAAUGACUCUGAGAGGAAACAAACACAGUUUACUGAUUCUGUACAAGACAAUUUGGAGAGUGAUAAAAGGGUUGAAUCUGUGGAUGUUGAGGUUCAUGAAGCAGUUGAUAAUAUCAUCAUGAUUGAUGCAGUGGAUGAUCCUGUGGAUUCUCACAAUUUAGAGGUUAACACUAGCAACACUGGUUGUUUUGAAUUCUCUAAUCAUAGUACUACCAUCUCACAAGAAGGUGAAGAGUUAAGAGUCAGUGUUUCUCCAUCAAGUCAGGUUGAUUCCCCGGGCAUCUCAUGUAAGAAGUUAUCUGCAUCUGCUGCUCCAUUCAAUCCAGCUCCAGGCAUUGCACGUACUGCCCCCGUUACCGUGAAUACAGCACUUCCUUCUGCUUCUGGUGCUGUUCCACAAAUUGGCCCCCCCUGGCCAGUAAAUAUGAAUGUUCUCCAUGGACCUGCUACCAUGUUACCUGCAGCUACCCAAAUGUGUUCCUCUCCUCACCAUGCAUACCCAUCACCUCCACCAAAACCAAACAUGAUACAACCAUUGCCAUUUAUGUAUCCUCCUUAUACUCAGCCUCGAUCAAUACCAACCAACAAUUUUCCAGUUACUAGCAGCGCAUUUCAUGUCAAUCAGUUCACAUGGCAAUGCAAUAUGAACCCAACUGUAUCUAAUUUUGGUCCCAAUGUGGUAUGGCCUGGUUGUCAUGCCGUGGAAUUUCCUGUUCCAGCACCUAGCAUCAAACCAAUCUCUGAUCCCAUUUUGGAGCCACAAAGACAGUGUCAUGUUUCAAAAAAUUCAAGUUCAGCUUUUGUUUUACCAGAUGGCAUUACUAAUGUCAGUGGAUACAAGAAAGAGUUGCAACCUUUAGAAUCAGAGACUAAUGAGGAUGAAGUGGGUGGAGUUCACACAGAAAGUGUAAAGGAAAAUGGAAAUCCUAAUUUUAACGGGUUUGAAAAUGCUGGGGACAAACCCAAUAAUAACAUUGGCUUGAAUAACAUUAGCAGAAGUGAAAAGAACAUUGAUGGUGAGAAAACCUUGAGCAUUUUGAUUAGGGGAAGAAGAAACCGGAAGCAGACACUAAGAAUGCCAAUAAGUUUGCUAACUAGACCCAAUAGCUCACAGUCUUUUAAGGUUGUUUAUAACCGUGUAGUCAGAGGAAGUGAUGUACCCAAGUCCAUUAACUUGUCUUCUAGAAGAGAUUGUACAGCUACUGCUUAA
Sphenostylis stenocarpa is the source of this 5415-nucleotide messenger RNA. Lineage: Eukaryota; Viridiplantae; Streptophyta; Magnoliopsida; Fabales; Fabaceae. The record is from the annotation of a GenBank genome assembly.